AUGAAUUAAAAUAGUAAAGAAUAGGAAUAUGAAAAAGUUCUUGAUUUACUUGAUCAUUUUAUAAAAAAAUAUUAAAAUUUAGGUAGGAAUGCAAUAGAAACAUCUAUUGUCAGCCUUUUAAAAAAUAAUGUAAGUGGGUUAUUUUUUGUUGGAUUUUAUGAAGUAAUUGAUGGUAUAAUCUGUGAUUCUAUAUUAGAAAAUUAUCUUGAGGUAGGUCCAUAUUAAAGUACUAUAUUGGCAACACCAAGAAUUGAAAAGGGGAAAGGAUAAUGUGGUUAAUGUUGAG
Molecule: messenger RNA, 286 nt
Organism: Paramecium pentaurelia
Lineage: Eukaryota; Ciliophora; Oligohymenophorea; Peniculida; Parameciidae
Source: the annotation of a GenBank genome assembly